AUGGGUUUCGGUCAGUUUGACACGAUCUGCGAGAAGGCGCCCAUGCCUUUGUGCUCCUUGGUGGGCCCAGCGUCGACGAUCUCCGGGUCAACAGGCAUCAUAUCCAACUGCUAUGCGCGGAACAUUGAGCUUGCAAAUACAAUCAUAUUUGAGGGUGCCGCGUGCUUCAUGCAUAUCAUGGCACUUAGCAUGACAGUGAUCAUGAUCUUGCACGUUCGGUCCAAGUUUACUGCCGUCGGCCGUAAAGAGAUCAUCACCUUCUUCUACAUCUACCUAGCUCUGACACUUUUCUCUCUUCUCAUUGACGCAGGUGUCGUUCCGCCAGGGAGCGGCCCGUUCCCGUACUUCGUGGCUGUUCAGAACGGCUUGACAUCUGCACUUUGCACCUGUCUUCUCGUCAACGGGUUUGUCGGCUUCCAGCUGUACGAAGAUGGCACAGCCCUCUCCGUGUGGUUGAUCCGAGUCCCCUCCGCAGCGAUGUUCGCUCUUUCAUUUGUGAUAUCGCUGGCGACUUUCAAGUCAUGGGGUUCGAUGGGCCCCAAGAAUACUACGGGGCUGUUCGUGGUGCUGUACCUACUGAACGCCAUCUCCAUCGCUGUGUACUUGGUCAUGCAAUUGCUCCUAGUUGCGAAUACAUUGGAUGACCGCUGGCCGCUGGGCAAUCUCUCCUUUGGUGUGCUCGUCUUCAUUAUUGGCCAGGUUCUCUUGUAUCAGUUUAGCGACACUAUCUGCAACAACGUGAAGCAUUAUUUGGACGGCCUUUUCUUCGCUACAUUCUGCAAUCUCCUCGCUUUUUGGGACUCGAUCACGAAGGAGGAUCUGGAAUUUUCUGUCGGUGUCAAGCCAAACACCUGGGAGGUUAAGGACCACUUAUCUGAAGAAGAGCGCCGAGCGACUGUCUAUCCUGACAAUAACUCUGAGUAUGCGGGUAGCCUGUACCACCAUCGCUCCUCAACGUACGGUCAUCAAAAUUAUUGA
Penicillium digitatum Pd1 is the source of this 978-nucleotide messenger RNA. Lineage: Eukaryota; Fungi; Ascomycota; Eurotiomycetes; Eurotiales; Aspergillaceae. The record is from RefSeq and is a predicted model, not a curated record.